Aureobasidium pullulans EXF-150 is the source of this 2054-nucleotide messenger RNA. Its product is annotated as glycoside hydrolase. Gene Ontology annotation, biological process: carbohydrate metabolic process. Lineage: Eukaryota; Fungi; Ascomycota; Dothideomycetes; Dothideales; Saccotheciaceae. The record is from RefSeq and is a predicted model, not a curated record. The transcript has 2 exons. The coding region runs from base 336 to 2054 and encodes 572 amino acids. Gene Ontology annotation, molecular function: hydrolase activity, hydrolyzing O-glycosyl compounds.
ACGCGAUGAUGCCGUACCUGCAGAGGUGGGCGUCAUGGUGCUAUUUUCGGUGCCCAUCCGUCGCCCACGACCGCCAUAGUUUGCACCGUCUUGGUUCGUCAUGCGACUAACCCAUUAUUUUCCCCACAAGAAACUUCAUGCUCUUUGCCGGAAGGCGGCAGGACCGAUGUACAUGGUAGACUUUCCUAUGUUGUCGUCACGAUGGCCCACAAGGUACAAAACAGCUCGGUUCCUUCUCCAAGUCGAUUUCCUUUUCUCAAGCUUGUGUCUUUUUCUAUCACCACCAACAAACUCAUCUAGGAAGUCCUUCGUUAUUCUUCCUUAGGAUAUCAAUCAUGAGAUCCUCUAUUCUUUCUCUCGUCGGCGGUGCCUCGACCGUCCUGGCUGCUGCUCGUGGUUUCAACUAUGGCUCGCAGGGCAACACUCUGGAGACUUUCGAGGCCCAGUUCCGCACCGCACAAGGUCUUGAGACCACCAGCGGCUGGAACAGCGCCCGUCUUUACACUAUGAUUCAGGAGGGUACUGCCAACACUGUCAUUAGCGCCAUCCCCGCUGCUAUUGCUACCAACACUACCCUUCUCCUUGGUCUCUGGGCCUCUUCGGACCAGGCCGUUUUCAACAACGAGCUUACUGCUCUUAGAAAUGCCAUCAACCAGUACGGAUCUGCCUUCUCAGACCUCGUUGUUGGUAUCUCAGUCGGUAGCGAGGACCUUUACCGUAUCUCGCCCACUGGUAUUGCUGCCAACUCUGGUUACGGUCAGUCUCCUGACGUUCUCGUCAACUACAUUGGUCAAGUCAGAUCCGCCAUCUCUGGCACCGUCCUCUCCAGCAAGCCCGUUGGUCACGUCGACACCUGGAACGUCUACACCAACACUUCCAACGCUGCCGUCAUUGCUGCCUCUGACUUCCUUGGUCUUGACGAGUACCCUUACUACGAGAACACCAACGAGAACUCUGUUUCUAACGCCGCUACUCUCUUCUUCAACGCAUACAAUGCUGUUGAGGGUUCAGCCCAGGGCAAGCCUAUCUGGAUCACUGAGAGCGGUUGGCCCACCACUGGCCCCACUGAGAACCUCGCUGUUCCCAGCACUGAGAACGCCGAGACUUACUGGAAGGCCGUGGCUUGCGAGUUGAUCAACCGCAACAUCCCUACCUGGUGGUACAUCCUCCAGGACCAGGCUACCCCCAGCUUCGGUGUUGUUGCUUCCGGCGAGCAGCCCAAGUACGACCUCUCUUGCCCCAGCGUUGCCACCAGCAGCUCUGCCGCCCCUACUAGCUCUGUUGCCAGCGCUACCAUGCCCACCUCUGCCGCCGCCAGCACCACUCUGAACAUCAGCAACGCCGUUCCCUCUGCUGGUUACGUCUCUUCAUCUGGAGCCACUAGCCAGGCCGCUGCCUCUUCAACCGUCACCGUCUUCUCCACCACCUUGAUCACCGUCACCAACUGCGGUUCCACUGUUUCUGAGUGCACCACCACCGGCAUGUCGACCGCCAUCUCUGCCAAGCCCAGCGUCACAUCCGCUGCUGCCUCGACCGUCGUUCCCAGCGGUACUCCCGCCGCAUCCGGCUGCCCUGCAGACAUCAACGGUGCUUACCAGUACCCCCACCUGAUCGUCCCUGUUGACUCCAGCAACCCCAGCAAGGCCUACGGUACUCAGUACAACGGUACCAUCAGCCCCAAGGUUUCGACCAUCUUCAACUUCGACAUCCCUGCCUCUUACGCUGGCAAGACUUGCUCGACCGUCUUCCUCUUCCCUCAGCUUAACCAGCUCGAGACCUCCAGCUACUCCUUCAACGACCAGGGUGGUUUCACCAUCGCUGUCCUGAACGGUGUUGCUGACGAGUCGACCACCUACUCGAACGCCCCCGCUGUCGCCAAGCAGAUCGGCUCCGUCGACCAGCUCAAGCGUGGCUCUUCCCACACCCUUAGCAUGGAUGCCUGCCCCGCUGGCACCAGAGUCUCGUUCGAGGUUACCUCCACUGGUGGCCUGGACCUCGAGUUCUUCCAGGACUACAACCCCUCUCCUCUGGGUCUUUACGUCCGUGCUUGCUAA